CGCCCAAAUUCUUCAAGUCAAAAUGGCGUCUAGUAAGAGAGGAAAGAGUAAAAAAGGUUUCCUACGACUAAGUAACGAAGAAGUGGCUGUAAUGGAAGAUGGAGACUACUCUGGAUCAGAAAUAGAACUAUUAGACGUGUCUGAAAUGAGAGGAAACGGGAGCCUACUAAAAGAACCGCUACCGCUAGGAACAAGUGACAGGAAGAGUAAUGGCUGCUGCAUGUGCUGCGUUGCUUUUUACUUAUUCCUAUUAACAAUUUUGUUGAUGUUGCUGUCAUUGUUUAUGCUGUUCAUGGGUUAUAAUUACCAGCUCCUGAAGGACAGGAUGGACUCAAUGGAUACUGACAUGGAACGAAUCAAAUCAGAUCUUCAGUCACUUCAAGGCUUGCAGGAUUCACAAUCAAGUCAACACGUUGCUCUUGUUCACUCUUUGUCUGAUAACGUAACUCGUUUGACGAGUCACUAUACCGGUUUGACUGGUGAACUGAAAGAGAUCAAAGAGUCAAUGAAAGACAUUAAAGAUGAAUAUGUGAAUGAAGGAAGAGAAUGGCUACCCUUCAUUAAUAAGACCCUAACUUCAAUGGUUUCCAAUGUUCAAAUGAUUACUAAAUCAUCAGCUCAGUAUAAGAGCAUACUGGAGAGUCUAAGCAGUCAGUUUUUGGAGACUAAGAAAUACUGCGGUGGAUUUGGUGGUCGUAUUGAUGCUGUGUCGGCAAAAACCAGCGAUACAGCUGAUAUAGUGGAAGCACUAAAGACGGACAUUAAAGCAAGGAAUAAAUUCAUUGAUAGAGUCAUGUCCAAUUUAAAUUAUUUUGAAGGAAACACUACAGAGAAGUUAAAGAAGUUUGAUUGGAUUGCUAAUACUUCUCUAGAUGAUCUAAUGGCAGCAGCUGCUAAUUUAACUGAACACUUGAAUGAAGACCAUAUUUCCAAGUUGAAUAGUUUAAGACUUGAGAUAAACGAGCUACAGAAUAAGAUGACAUUUGCUUUGGAGCAGUUACAUAAUAUAUCCGAGCUCAUUCCUUCUGCUUCUCCGCCCACUCAAAUUUCUAAAACUAGCACCUCCUCUUUAUCGCUACAAGCCACACCUACUUCGGUGCAGACCACACCCACCACAGUGCAGGCCACACCUACUAAAGUGCAAAGUUCCUCUAUAGCACCAAGUAGGACCGUCACAAAUGAGAAGACCACACCUACUGGGACCACACCCACCGGCACUAGUACAGUUAGUGUCACUAGUGCCACGCCCAGUCCUUCUACUUUUAGCCACGCCCCCUCGUCGCAUAACUCAAGCAAAGCAGUGGAACUAUUGCAAAACUUCCAAACCUUCUGUUUGUCUCACCAUAUCAUUAAAUCCAAUUCAAUCCAAUUCUCUCUCUCUCCCUCAACAGCUGCUCUGUAUUAGUUCAUCAUUUUGAGGCUAUGGGUGGUCUCGUGGGAUAUUUGAUCAUUUUUGCAUGAACUUAUGUUUAUAAAGAGAGUCACUCAGCCCCACACUAGAUCACCUUAUUGUUAAUUGUUCAUGUGACCAUGUACAUACAUGUUUAUGCUUCAUUGUUUCUCUAUAGACUAAUAAGUCAAUACAUUAUUAAAUUCUGUCAUCAGCCCACAAUCCAAUAAUAUCAAUCAUUCAUGCUUGCAAAAGGAAGCAUAGUUUUUGGUAUUUUGUACAAAUUUGGAAGAAAAAAGAGUCUCUUUGGUAUAAGUGUGAAUCAAUUUGAAUCAAAUUAGAACAGAACCUGAACUGUGUGUAUACAUGUACAUGUACAUGUAUAUGUAUGUGUCUCUUCAUUCUUUAUAUUUGUCUGGGUCUCAAUUGGAGCACAAUCAUGUACAUGUUCAUACAUUUAU
Molecule: messenger RNA, 1851 nt
Organism: Amphimedon queenslandica
Lineage: Eukaryota; Metazoa; Porifera; Demospongiae; Haplosclerida; Niphatidae
Exons: 11
Coding region: 23-1405 (460 amino acids)
Molecular function (GO): calcium ion binding
Source: RefSeq, a predicted model, not a curated record